AAUGGCACUCAGCUCUACGGUUUUCUGCCUUGUCGCCGGACUCCUUCUGCUCAGUCUGGUGGGGGCGGAUGUGGGCGUGGCCACGCAGCGUCUGCGCCCCCAGCAGCAAAGGGAGGCGUCUUACCCGGCGGCCGGCUUCAAGCCAGCUAGACAGUUUAGCUUGCCAGCGGUCCAGCCGAAACCCGCUCGCCUGGUGGCCAACAGCGAGACCCAGGAGGAUCUCGACGACGCCGCCGAGGAGGUGGAAACGACACAGCCCCAGCCUGCUCCUGUGCCACGCAUACUUCCCGCUCCAGUGCCGCCGGUCCCAGGGACUCCCACUAUUGCAUACUAUCCGGCUGGAGCCGUAGGAUUCGUCCGUCCAACAGCCUUCGGCAAAUUCAUCGCUACUCCACAGCAAGCCGCCUAUGUAGCCCCGCCCCCGUACUACGCCGCCUACUUUGGCUAGAUCUUAUGUUAACUGCUUAACUGCUCUUAAUUAAAUAUUUGAAUAUGAGAAAUUGCUA
Drosophila takahashii is the source of this 506-nucleotide messenger RNA. RefSeq lists its product as uncharacterized. Lineage: Eukaryota; Metazoa; Arthropoda; Insecta; Diptera; Drosophilidae. The record is from RefSeq and is a predicted model, not a curated record.